AUGGAUCAGCUCGCACAUGAAACAGAACGCUUAUUCAAUCUUUGUGAUCGAGAGAAUAAAGGCUACCUUACCGUAAACGAUCUUAAAGCGGCCUGUCCGCAGUUCAGUGGUAUGAAACGACGUGCAAGUGUAGUUGAAGUUGAGAGCGAUUGCGGUCUUGUAUCGCAUCAGUUUGAUUUUUCAACGGUCUACGAAGGCACUUCAGAAACUGAGAACAGCGAUUCAUUCUCGCUUUCGGAAAGUUUGAAGGGAUCUACACGUGGUGACACGGUCGUAUAUAAUUCAGAUUCGGACGCAUACAAUAAAAUCGAUCUUACCGUUCCAUGCCAAGAUGAAUUACUAUUUCUUUAUGAACAACUGCAAUCAUCUGGUAUGCCAGAGAUUUUACAUCGCUUUGAAAAAGUGGUGAGCAAUUUUUGCAAAACAAUGAAGGAUCAAAGAGACGAAAAUGCUAGAUUGCAGCAAGUCUUUGAAAGUGAACGACAGUCGUACAGUCGUAGAAUGCUGGAGGUGGAGAAUGAAAUUGAUCAGCAUAUAUCGAAUGCUGAAAAGAAGGCCCGUGAUGAGAAGUUGAAGGAAAGGAAACGAUUGGAUCAAGAGAAAGAAGACAUGAGGUUACGAAUGGAGCAAGAGAUGGUUGAACUGAGGAAGAAUAUAUUAUCAAUGCAGAAGAUGGAAGACACAAUCAAAAAUAAAGGUGUAAAAGGAGAACAAGCGAUGGAGUUGAAGGCAAAGUUGCAGGAUUUGAGUUUCGAGAAUGAAAACCUGAAAUCGAAUUUGGCCGAAGCACAUCUGGAAAUUGCUGUCAUCAAAUCAGAAUUGNGAAUACGAAACGAGAUCGAUGCGAACAAGAAAUUGCAUGAUACAAAUGAUAGCUUGCGAGAAGCACUUGAUCAACGAACGUUAGCAUACAAACAAUUGAAUGUGAGAACGCCAUCACCUUUGUCGUUUCAUCGUGAACCUAUUGAGCAUUCAAUGACCGAACAAAAAGAGCUCAGCCAAGCAUCCAGCUAUGCCCCUGAUGAUGAUACAGAAAGCGGUCCCUCACUCACAAUUUGCUACGAUGACUAUCAGUCUGUCGGCGCGGAAGCUGAAAGCGACAAAACGUUGAAUACAUUUCAGAGUAUCGAUGAGGUAAACGGACCACCUGAAAGAACAUUCAGAAUUGUUAUGUGUGGUGAUGCGUCUGUUGGAAAAUCAUCCAUAGUUAUGCGAAUCACUAGAGGAAUUUUCAAAGGAGAUUUACCAAGUACACUGGGCAUUGAUUUUCAUGUGAAGAAUGCUCGAAUUGACGAGAAAAACGUUGCGAUCCAGUUAUGGGACACUGCAGGACAAGAAAGGGCAGAUGGGGCCAUCCUGGUAUAUGAUUGUACAGUUGAGCAAACGUUCCUUCGUGUUCGUGGCUGGAUAGAUACGAUUAAAGAGUCUACUUUAAAGCCAAUACCGAUACUACUUUGUGCUAACAAAGUUGAUCUUCGACGUGAUUCGGAUGAUAUGAGUCGUAAGGGAUACGUGAGCACGGAAGAUGGACGUUCCUUAGCAUCAACUGUGGGAGUUCUCUUUGCUGAAUGUAGUGCGUUAGAUGGAUGGAACGUUGACGAAGCGUUACUUUCCUUGUCAAGAAAACCUUGUAGGGAGUUGAUGGCAACCGAAGAUGUGGAAGUUCAGAGUGCGGGUGUGAUUUUAACACAGAAAAAGUCAAGCUCUUCUUGUUGCUAA
Molecule: messenger RNA, 1719 nt
Organism: Anisakis simplex (herring worm)
Lineage: Eukaryota; Metazoa; Nematoda; Chromadorea; Rhabditida; Anisakidae
Source: the annotation of a GenBank genome assembly